Seminavis robusta is the source of this 2869-nucleotide messenger RNA. The record is from the annotation of a GenBank genome assembly. NCBI's taxonomy places the organism in Eukaryota, Bacillariophyta, Bacillariophyceae, Naviculales, Naviculaceae.
CAGCUUGCAGCCAUCACUCGAUCGCCAAGUGACGAACAUUUGCUUGACAACCACAGGUGGUCCAAAGAGUCGAGUCCAAAAAAGGAUUCUACCUUAGCUGGCUACAAUAGCUAGCUAUUGAGUAAUAGUUGUCAACUUGAUGCUAUAUUGACAGACCACAAUGAAACAUGAGAUUGUUUGUGUGACAGCAGUCUAUGUCUUCCUCUUGCUUGCCUCUCCAAGCCAAACAGCCGACGCUUUUCUACUCCCAAGACACCAGAGUUCCGCCAGAAUACAUGACACUGUACCAAGCUAUCCUACAGCAGCAACUACAGAUCCCAGAGCCUCGGAACCACAAAAAUCACCCCGAGGAGAAGCAGACAAGCAUGAACAAGUGCAGCUGCCCAACUUGACGCAAGUGGAUGUGAUUUAUGGUUCUAAGACAUCUCUCGUGUACGACGCCAAGACAGAACGGUUUCUUCCCACGGCGGCCAUCCGUCAUGCAUUGGACGAGUUUCAGUAUGGCCGUGUACAAGACGACAACAAUAAGAAUAUCCUUCGAAUAGUGUCACCCCUCUUGAACAGUCCACCCAUCACGGCCUGUCGCAAGCUAGUGGCAUACCAUGUCCAACCAUACCUUGCGGCUGCCUUUGUACCAGAAGGUGUCACGCCAGCGUAUCAUCGCUACACGCGAUGGAGGGUCCUGCAACGAUGGGUCAAUGCCAAUCUACAAGUAUUUGGAACACAAUCACUACUACUAGGAUUGGGGAUCAAAACAAAAUCACUCGCGGCAUACAGUGCCGCACUCAAUUGGGUAUUAAAGGAUGCCUUGGGAAAGGUGGUCCGUCUCAUUUGGGCAUCUAGAAUGGGGGGCAAAUUUGACAGCGACGCCAAGAGAUGGAGAAUGCGAGCUAGUUUUUUAUAUGCACUCGGAAAUGGAAUGGAAAUUGCCUGCUAUGUCUUCCCGCAAGUAUUCUUGCUAUUUGCCACCACGGCCAAUUGCUGCAAGCAAAUGAGCAUGUUGACCUGUUCGUCCACUCGAACGGCUCUCUACAAUUCCUUUCGAGACGGGUCUCGGGAAAAUAUUGGGGAUAUCACUGCCAAAGGAGAAGCAUCCAUUGCGGUAGUCGACUUGUUGGGGAUUGCCACGGGAGUAUCCUUAUCCACCAAAGUGGGAACUUCCGUCGGAGCCGUGCUCUCCGUCUACGCACUCUUGCAGACCAUUGAGAUUCUCUGCAUUUACAAAAUGAUGAGAAGUGUACAGUUUCGAGUACUCAAUUUCGAACGGCUCUGUCAAGUUUUGAAUGCAUUCAUUGGGUCAUUGCCAACGUCAUCAGCAUCGUCAAACUCGACGUUGGCAAUACCCAACAAUGCCCAACAGGACGUACCAAAUAAUGGUGCCACCUUUAAUAAUGGUGCUGUGGAGCCAAUACUAUCAUCUACCAAAACAGUUAUUGCCCCUGAUGAAAUCCAGAUUAAAACUCCCGAAGAAAUGGCCCUGACAGAGAAAAUUCUACAACCACCCGCCCACUUGGCACGGCGAGCGUUUGCAUUUGGAUCGCUGGGACGAGCCAGGUUAGACCCCGAAGAGUUGAAACAGUUGCUAGAUAUCUUUGCCAGAGAAAAGUUUCUACUAGUGGUGGGAAAGAACAUGAAAGCCCCACGCCGUGGAGUGUUGAAGCGAUUGAUGCGACGUUUCAAUGCGCUGGAAAAGAAUCCCCGUCGUUGGAACAUUCAAGAAAAUUGUCACAUUGUGUUGCACACGGAAGCCACCAAUGCCGAUAUCGUCAAGAGUUCUUUGGCACUCUUGCUUCUUCGGAAAAAGUUGUCCCUGCUUGGGGACGUGCCGGAUCCGGAUGAGAUCCGAAGUAGAGAUUGUUUGGAUCUGAUUGACGAAUCAUGCCAACAAGCAGACCGUCUCUUGCCUAAACUACUGCGACAAAUGCAAAUCAAGGGAUGGACAUCUCCGGCCCGAUUCAUGUUUGGAAGGGUGACUAUGAGGGCUGAUUGGCCAAUAAUUCAGCCAAGAGGCAAAAAGAAGAGUGAACGAUGAAGCAUGUAUCUGUGAUAUUGGGUGAUGACAGAAGUUGGAUGUUUUGGUUUGUCUAUUGAAUGUCAAGCUGCGUUUGCAGCAGUGAUGCGUUAUUUCUAGAACUACCAGCCACCCUGAAAGAUGACUUGGCCAUGGGAACAGCUUUGACAGCUAGAGCUGUGAUUUCUGGCAACAAUUCCCAAGGCAAUGACCCGUUCCCUGUCUUUCGGAGGGCACAAAUUGUGGGUUCAGUCCCUUCUCGAGCGUCUACAGCCACAUGAACUUGACAAAAGCAGCACGCCUCUUCUUCUAGAGACGCAUCCAGCAAAAGCAGGUAGGAAUUGGUGAGUGCUCGAUGACACACUGUAACCGUGACGACCACUGCAGCAUUGUCAAUCCCCGAUGGAGUCUGAGCCAGGCUAAGAUCUGACUCCAACAUGAGAUCUGAAGAAGACGAACCGACUGGGUCCAUGGAUGUCCCAGCAUCGUUGACAAUGGAGGAUGGAACAACUUUGGGUAGAAGUGUAUUUUGGAGAGCUGCUCGUAUUGCGUGACAGCAGGCAUCAAUGAUGCUUCCUGCAGUACCCGAGAGAAUCUCAACAUCCACACUGACGUUGAAUGCAUAGUGAUAUGGGAUAAUGCAUAGACUUUCCAGGUCGAUAAGAUUUGUAGCCAGUAAUUCAGAUAUGAUGGACUGCACUCUGUUCCGGUCUUCCUCGUUCUUCUUGCGAGACAGUGAGGAGUUCGCAGCAAGGCUGUCUUCCACAUGAACAAUGAGAUUCCCUUGGUUUGGUUGCGACUGCGAAGGAGUCAUCACUUCCACUUUGACACUGCAAAGAAUGUGAGUGGAAGUAGAAC